Messenger RNA from Linum tenue, 1740 nucleotides. The record is from the annotation of a GenBank genome assembly. Lineage: Eukaryota; Viridiplantae; Streptophyta; Magnoliopsida; Malpighiales; Linaceae.
AUGGCUGCCACCGCCAUCGCCAACGUCUCCUCCCUCUCCAAACCUUCCUCUCCCUCCACCUCCAAAUGCCCUUUUCCUCAGAAACCCAAUCUCUUCCUUCCCCCAACCUCCAAACCCCUCCAUAAACCCUUUUCCGCCGCCGCCGCGGCUCGGAGCCUCUCCCGUGCCAUCUCGGCUUCUCCCCGGAGCGGAGAUUUCCCCGUUGGAGACGGCGCAGAUGACGACCACUGCUACUACGACGAACUCGACGACAAGCCCCGCGAGGAGUGCGGUGUGGUGGGCGUCUACGGCGACCCUGAAGCUUCCCGGCUCUGCUAUCUGGGCCUCCACGCCCUCCAGCAUCGCGGCCAGGAAGGCGCCGGCAUCGUAGCGGUAAAGGACAAGGUAUUUCAGUCUGUUACUGGUGUUGGGUUGGUCACCGAUGUGUUUAACGAGUCCAAAAUCAAUCAAUUGCCCGGCGAUUUGGCCAUCGGGCAUGUUAGGUAUUCCACCGCCGGAGCUUCCAUGUUGAAAAAUGUGCAGCCUUUUGUCGCCGGGUAUCGAUUCGGGUUUGUUGGGGUUGCGCACAAUGGUAAUCUGGUGAAUUACAGGAAACUGCGAGCGGAGCUGGAAGAUAGUGGUUCGAUUUUCAACACUAGCUCUGAUACUGAAGCGGUUCUGCAUUUGAUUGCUAUCUCCAAGGCGAGGCCCUUCAUUGCCAGAAUCGUCGACGCUUGCGAGAAGCUCGAAGGAGCUUAUUCCAUGGUUUUUGUGACGGAGGAUAAGCUGGUUGCUGUUAGGGAUCCUUAUGGGUUUAGGCCAUUGGUAAUGGGGAGGAAAAGCAAUGGCGCUGUGGUGUUUGCUUCUGAAACUUGCGCUCUCGAUUUGAUAGAUGCCACAUACGAGAGGGAAGUGAAUCCGGGAGAGGUUGUAGUUGUGGACCAUGAAGGGAUCACAUCGCUCUGCCUUUUGGGUCAUCGCGAGCCGAAGCAGUGCAUAUUCGAGCACAUCUACUUUUCCCUGCCGCAGUCUGUAGUGUAUGGAAGGUCUGUCUACGAGUCCAGGCGCCAGUUCGGAGAGAUACUCGCCACAGAAUCGGGGGUCGAUUGUGACGUGGUGAUUGCAGUUCCGGAUUCUGGAGUCGUGGCUGCUCUGGGCUAUGCAGCGAAAGCAGGGGUGCCAUUUCAGCAGGGCUUGAUUCGGUCACAUUACGUUGGCAGGACAUUCAUCGAGCCGUCUCAGAAGAUCAGGGAUUUCGGGGUGAAGCUGAAGCUUUCCCCGGUGAAGCAGAUACUGGAAGGGAAGAGGGUUGUGGUGGUGGACGAUUCGAUCGUGAGAGGGACGACUUCAUCGAAGAUUGUUAGGAUGCUCAAGGAAGCUGGAGCUAAGGAAGUCCACAUGAGGAUCGCUAGCCCCCCCAUGAUUGCUUCGUGUUACUACGGUGUUGAUACUGCUAGCCCUGAGGAGUUGAUAUCUAACAGGAUGAGCGUGGAGGAGAUCAGGGAUUACAUUGGGUGUGAUUCGUUGGCGUUUUUGGAGUUCGAUAGCUUGAAGAAGAUGCUGGGGCAGGAUUCGCCUGACUUCUGUUACGCUUGUUUCUCAGGGAACUACCCUGUGCUGCCUAAGGAAGUGAUAGUGAAGCGAGUUGGGGAUUUUGUGGAUGAUGGUUUGAGUGGUAGCAUUGAUAGCAUUCAAGGUGGGUGGGUUCAAGGUCCGCCGGUCGACGAUGACAGCGAGUUGGUGGCUCCAUUAGCCGGUUAA